This is a messenger RNA of Oncorhynchus tshawytscha (Chinook salmon), 2090 nucleotides long. Its product is annotated as sphingomyelin synthase-related protein 1-like. The coding region runs from base 92 to 1414 and encodes 440 amino acids. The transcript has 6 exons. NCBI's taxonomy places the organism in Eukaryota, Metazoa, Chordata, Actinopteri, Salmoniformes, Salmonidae. The record is from RefSeq and is a predicted model, not a curated record. Gene Ontology annotation, cellular component: endoplasmic reticulum membrane; Golgi membrane. Gene Ontology annotation, biological process: ceramide biosynthetic process. Gene Ontology annotation, molecular function: sphingomyelin synthase activity; protein binding; ceramide cholinephosphotransferase activity.
GUCCUUUGGAUUAGGAGGAAGUGUGUGCUGGAGAGCAAAGGAGUAUUGGAGUCACAGAAGACAGAGAGAGAACGAUUGAGGGAGGAAUGCUAUGGCGGUGUCUCAGAGUAGUGUUAGUACGUGGAGUAGUAAGCAGGUGUCUGGCUGGCUGGAGCAGGAGGGGUUUGGGCAGUAUGUGGAGCUGCUGUGUUCUAAACAUCGUGUGGAUGGCCCCAGCCUGCUGACUUUAAGGGAGGCUGACCUGCGUGAACCCCCUCUGAGCCUCACUGUGCUGGGGGACAUCAAGAGGCUGGCCCUGGCCCUGCGGAGGCUCCAAAUACAGAACCAGAAGCAAAUGGAGGAGCUGGGGAUAGGGUUAGAGGGAUUAGGGGCUGCUGCUGGGGGGGACAGGGCCUGUCAUGGGGAAGACUGGGGGGAUCACAGGGCUGACAGGCGGUGUAAUAGAGGGGAUCGUGUGUGUAACGGGGCAGGGCGCCAUCAGGUGGACUGUGGGGUCUCAGGGUCAUGGUCAGGGUCGCGACCCCGGUCAGGGAUGGCGUUAGAAGAAGACCAGUGUCACAUUCACUCAACUGGGGACAGGAAGUGCCUUCUAGGGCGUCUGGACCCAGAGCUGUGGAAGACAGUAGUCAGCUCUGUUUACGUCAUGCUCGUCUUCGGAUUUACCUCCUUCGUCAUGGUGAUCGUCCACGACCGCGUUCCCGAUAUGACAAUUUACCCGCCACUGCCCGACAUCUUCCUGGAUAGUGUACCCAGAAUCCCUUGGGCUUUUGCGAUGGCGGAGGCUUGUGGUUUAAUCCUAGUUUACAUCUUCCUGUUGGUGCUACUACUACACAAACACAGGUCUAUCAUAUUGCGGCGUCUGUGUUCUCUGAUUGGAACAGUGUUUCUGCUGCGUUGCGUCACCAUGUUUGUUACCUCCCUCUCUGUACCUGGACAACAUCUACAGUGCUCCAGUAAGAUGUAUGGUGAUACGUGGUCUAAGGUCCAGAGGGUGUUAGCUAUAUGGAGUGGCUUUGGCAUGACGCUGAAUGGAGUGGAUACCUGUGGAGAUUACAUGUUCUCUGGUCACACUGUGGUACUCACCAUACUCAACUUCUUCAUCACAGAGUAUACUCCUCGUAGCUGGCACCUGAUCCAUACCAUCUCCUGGGUACUGAAUCUGUUUGGUAUCUUCUUCAUCCUGGCGGCUCAUGAGCACUACUCCAUAGAUGUGUUCAUAGCUUUCUACAUCACCACCAGACUGUUCCUGUAUUACCACACUCUGGCCAACACCAGGGCCUUCCAACACAGCCGCCGUGCUCGGAUCUGGUUUCCCAUGUUCUCCUUCUUCGAGUGUAACGUCAACGGUCCUGUUCAUAACCAGUACAACUGGCCCUUCAGUCGGCCUGCCUGUAUGAAGACACUGAUUGGAUAACACAACGCAGCACACACACACACAAAGGUAGGGUUAGGCUUUAGUUAGUGUCAGGGUUCAAUUGGCCAGAUUUGAACUCCAACCUGGGGAAUUAACUAUGUUCUAGAUUCUAAAGAAUUGCAUAUUGUACUUUCAGUAAUAUACAGAUAAUGUAUGGCUAGCAGUAGAUAUUGAGCUGUGUUUAAUGUAUGGCUAGCAGUAGAUAUUGAGCAGUGUAUAAUGUAUGGCUAGCAGUAGAUAUUGAGCUGUGUUUAAUGUAUGGCUAGCAGUAGAUAUUGAGCUAUGUAUAAUGUAUGGCUAGCAGUAGAUAUUGAGCUGAGUAUAAUGUAUGGCUAGCAGUAGAUAUUGAGCAGUGUAUAAUGUAUGGCUAGCAGUAGAUAUUGAGCUGUGUUUAAUGUAUGGCUAGCAGUAGAUAUUGAGCUAUGUAUAAUGUAUGGCUAGCAGUAGAUAUUGAGCUGUGUAUAAUGUAUGUUGUUUAUUGAUGAGUUUAAUCAGUUAGUUGUGUGGUAGUGUAUGUAUCUGGCCAUAUUUAAUGUAUUGGAAUCUGUGCUUUAUUAACAUCAUGUAUGUACACUGAGUGUACUAGACAUUAGGACUCUUUCCACAACAUAGACUGACCAGGUGAAUCAAGGUGAAAGUAUUGAUGUAUUGAUGUCACCUGUUAAAUCCACUUCAA